GGGCAAUCGUCUUCAGGAGACAAGGUACGUCCUCCAGAAACUUGUAUUCGACUCUGUCAUUAACGGUGAACGUAGUCACAAUGUCUUACUUUCGAAUAACUCUCAUGCGAUCAGGCAUCGGCCUUACAAAACGAACCCAAGGCGUCCUCAAAGCACUCGGCCUCCGCACACGAAUGAAGACCGUCUUCUACCCCGUCACCCCCGAAGUCGCAGGUCAGAUAAUGAAAGUCAAGGAAUUGGUGUCGGUGAGAGAAGUGGACAGGGCGUUGACGGCGCAAGAACUGCGUGCGGAGAGGAAACCAGAUCCGGGUUUUUACAUGGAGAAAGCAGUACCACGGUGAUGGAGGACGGAUGGAAGUGUGAAAGACAAUGUGUGAGGAUUAUGGUGUAUGCUAGUUGCUGGAAGGAGGUUUUGAUCAGACGGGCUAUGUGGCGAGAAACAUGCUGUCUUAUCAAAAUGUCGAGCCUCAAAAUACAACUUUGCAAGACGGCUCGUUGUACAGAAUGGACAGACGGCCUCGAAGGUUCUCAGUUCGUAUCAGGCCUUAUCGAGAUGUAACAUACAAUGGGAAUUUGGGAAUUGACUGCGGUCAUCAGGGGUAGAGAUAGUACUGCCCCUAGGGUUUGAUGUACAACUAUAGUCAGGAUUAUACAAAGCCAAUGAAGCAUCAGAAAUCCACCAAU
Messenger RNA from Cadophora gregata, 684 nucleotides. RefSeq lists its product as uncharacterized. Lineage: Eukaryota; Fungi; Ascomycota; Leotiomycetes; Helotiales; Ploettnerulaceae. Bases 81 to 341 code for a protein of 86 amino acids. Gene Ontology annotation, molecular function: structural constituent of ribosome. Gene Ontology annotation, biological process: translation. The transcript has a single exon. The record is from RefSeq and is a predicted model, not a curated record. Gene Ontology annotation, cellular component: large ribosomal subunit; mitochondrion.